UUGUGUGUGUGUUUCCAUGUGUCUCUCUCUUUCCCUCUUUCUCUCCAACAGGAACAGGGGUGAGUGUCCUGCUUUGAUUCCUGCUCUGAUCUGUUGAUGGUACUUUGGGGGUUUUGUUUUGUUUUUUAACCACCUUCUUCCUCUGGUCCUCUCUUCCUCUCUUUGCUUUGUUCCUCGCCUACUGGUACUGGACCAAGCAUGGAGAGUAACCAGCACACAGAGCUAUCUGCUGAACAGCAGCCACCCCCUUCAGCAGAGAACACUUCCUUGCUACCUCAUCUGAAUGGCCUGGACAAACAAUCUGAGCAGGAUCCACAGCCCAAGUCUCAGGUACCUGACAAAGAGGAAACAUCUGCCCUUGAAAAUAUGGGAAGUGAUAUUUCCGAAGAGCUCAAUCGGCAGCUGGAAGACAUUAUAAAGACCUAUGGAUCUGCCUCCAGCCUAAUGGGGAAAGAGAGCAGUGUGAGAGAUGAGAAGUCUGAGAAAACAGAACUAUUCAACCAUGAGGAAGGGGAAUAUGAAGAAGUAAACGAUGACAGUGAAAAAGAACCAAUAGCUGCUGGAGAAACCCCCACAUCCACAGUCAGGGAGCCUUUCAAUAAUAAGGAACAAAAACGGGAAAAGAAAAUCCUGAAAGGACUAGGUAAAGAAGCUACACUGCUAAUGCAAAAUCUGAACAAACUGCCAACAGCUGAGGAAAAACUUGACGUUUUAUUCAAGAAGUAUGCUGAAUUGCUGGAAGAACACCGGGCUGAGCAGAAGCAGCUGAAGCACCUGCAGAAGAGACAGGCCCAAAUCAUCAAGGAGAAGGACCAGUUGCAAAGUGAGCACAGCAAAGCUGUCCUAGCCCGGAGUAAGCUGGAAAGUCUGUGUCGUGAGCUUCAGAGACACAACAAAACUCUCAAGGAGGAAACUCUCCAGAGAGCACGUGAGGAAGAUGAGAAAAGGAAAGAGAUCACAAACCAUUUUCAGGGCACGCUGAGUGACAUCCAGGCUCAGAUUGAGCAACAGAGUGAAAGAAACAUGACAUUAUGCCAAGAAAACACAGAGCUAGCAGAGAAACUGAAAAGCAUCAUUGAUCAGUAUGAACUGAGAGAAGAGCAUCUGGAUAAAAUAUUUAAGCACCGGGAACUCCAACAGAAGCUGGUGGAUGCAAAACUUGAAGAGGCCCAAGAAAUGAUGAAGGAAGCAGAGGAGCGACACCAGAGAGAAAAAGAAUAUUUACUGAAUCAAGCAGCUGAGUGGAAGCUUCAGACUAAAAUGCUGAAAGAACAAGAAACAGUCCUACAAGCCCAGCUUACUCUCUAUUCUGAGAGGUUUGAAGAGUUCCAGAAUACGUUGACAAAAAGCAAUGAGGUAUUUGCCACUUUCAAGCAGGAAAUGGAUAAAACAACGAAGAAAAUGAAAAAGCUGGAAAAGGAUACAGCUACAUGGAAAUCAAGAUUUGAAAACUGUAACAAAGCACUCCUGGACAUGAUUGAAGAGAAAGCAGUGAGGACUAAAGAAUACGAGUGCUUUGUGAUGAAAAUUGGAAGACUAGAAAACCUCUGUAGAGCUCUGCACGAGGAGAGAAAUGAGCUAUAUAAAAAAAUUAAAGAGGCUAAAAUCCCUGAAAAAGAAGAAAAUGAGAACACCUCAGAAGAAGAGCCUGACACAGCUGAUGGAACAGCUGAUGCACAGGUAGCCAGUACUGAUGAAAAUACGCCAAGGAAUCUGGCAACAGCUUUCAUGGUAACCCAUCAUGUGGAAGUUCCACAUGACCAAUCCUGUGAAAACACAGAGCUGAAAUUAUAUAGUUCUCAAGCCUGCAGCCCAGGGAGCUCCCUAGAGCAACCAAAUCCUCCAUCUAAGUCUAAGGAAUAUGAGGAGGUCACAUCUCCACCAAUGACUGACAAUCAGUCUCUCUUACCAAGGGCAGUUUCCCAAAGUCAGUCCAUAAAGCCUACAGCAAGGACUGAUAGUCAUCCCUUCCAAGCACCAGCAGAAGCAGAUGGUCAAUCCCUCCCACCAAUUGGAAAGGUUCCAAGUCAGCCCCCACAAAUUUCAGCAAAUAUUAAUAAUCCAUCCCCACAACCAACCCAAGAGGCUAACAGUCAGCCCUUACAGUCUACAGCAAGUGACCAAUGUCAACUUGUGCAAACUGUAUGUGAGUCGAACAGUCAGCCCUCAACAUCUGCAGCAGAGAGCCAAAGGCAAACUUCACAGCACAGUCUCCCAAUGUGACACUGAUGCCUAAGCCAGAUACUGAUAUGGAACAAGUCAAUUAAAGGCUAUUUUUCUGGCUGACCUCUGUGAAGUUUGCAUUUUGACUUCUGACUGUUUUAACAGGCAUAAAAGAAUGGGAAAUGGGAGGAAGGCUGUCAAGUAAAAGUUAAUUAAUUUCAAAUGUCUUCAAUUCUUUGUGGUAUACACUUUCAGUUUAAGGCCAUCUAUAAUUAAUCAUUGAUUUGGAGCUUUUCUAGACAAUAAGAGUUAAUGGUCUGGUAUUCCCUAAAGGCAGUAAAACAUGGCAAAAUGAUACUACUUUACCCUUAAAAGGCAUUUGAUUUGAUUUUUAAAUCAAAAAUAGAAUUUUAUUUAAGAAAGUUCAUUUAACUAUAAUCAUAUAAGCAUGGAUUCAUGCUGUUUGUUUCUCUGAAUCAUGAUAAUGAACACUGUCAAUGGUAUUAGUGGUUUCAGUAUGCUUUUUAAAAGUUGGUCAUUAUGGCAACAGCGCACACAUUUCAAAAAUAGUUGGUCCCUCAUCUCUCAAACAUAUGCCUUCCCUGCACUCUCCUUCCUGCCUAAUCCAUACAACACAUAUUCUGGUAAAAAAAAAAUAUUAAAUUUUGCAUUAAGCACUACAAAUAAAUGAUGUCUUUUGUCAGUUUCUACCCGGGAUAGAUUCUAAAGAUGGAUUUUCAUGUUUUUAUAGUGCUAGACAAAAUAUAACUAAACCACUGAUGCAUCAGUAUAAUGCAAUCCAUUGAACCAAAAAUCAAAGUGAAAUCAAGGCAUUUGCUGACAGUGAAGAUCAGAGAUCCAAACAACUUUCAGUCUUCUGGUGAACAAAAUACCAAGUGAAUCUUUCUUUGUCAAAUUCCACAUGAUACAACAGAAACUCAGAAUUGGAAGAGACUUCAAAGGUCCUCUAAUAAUACUCAUAUCUAAAUGAAUCUCUACAAUGGUAUCUUGACAAAAUAGACAUCCAGCUUCCAAUUGAAGAUCUUCAAAAAUGAACAGUUCAUCAGAUUAGCCCACUCUACUUUUAAAGAACUAUGAAAAUGUUGAAGUUUUUCUUUUGUGGAGAUUAAAUUUGUCUCCUAUUAACUUCUAGUUACUGACCCUACUUUUGCCCUUUGAAGCCAAAAAAUCUAAUCCCUUUUCCAUAUGACAAUUCUUUAAAUGCUUGAGGGCUUGAUGUCCCUUCAUUCACCUCUUCUUUGGGUAAAUAGCUACAUUUCAUUUAAUUAGUCCUUGUUUGGCAUAAUUUUUUAUUCUUUUCAUAGUUAUAGGAAUGCUCUUCUGAAGUAGUUUGUCAAUGUACUUUAUAAAAUUUACCAUAAAGAACAGAACACAAGAGUUGUUCUUGGGUUGACAUGACAGAAUAUGGUAGAACUAAUCUCUUCUUUCUUUAAUGUGCAGUUCUUUUACAGUCAAGUCAAGUAUGCCUUGACUGAGGUCAUAUCUUCCUAUAGACCUAUAUUGAAUUUUUGUUGGGCAAAAAUCCCCUCAUCCCUUCCAUGUGACCAUGAUUUGAAUAAUCUGAUCUUGUAAAUAUUCAAACAAUGGCCAAAUUCUAGUCAAUAUUUUCAUAGCGUGUGGUCUCAGAGAAAGAAAAAGGAGCUGACUUCAUAAAGAGUUAGCAGUUUAGCAGAGAAUUUACAUAUUAGGAAGAAUCCCUAUUUUGCUUUCUUCAUGGAAGUGCUAAUUGCUCUUAUUUUUCUCACAUUAAUGGCUACCAUCUGUAUGAUUAAGUCAAGAGCAUGCAACAAAGACUUAGGUCACAUCGGUAUAGUGUUGGAGGAGUUAGUGAAGAAACAAGAUGCCUUGUUGUGCAAUAUACUUUCAACACGUAAUAAAUUGCUACUUUCAUCUUUCAAAGUUAUAGAGUGUAUAUAAACUAAGGUAGUCAUCAGGCCCAGUAAAGUAGUGGUAAGCUUUACUGGGCCUGAUGACUACCUUAGUUUAUAUACACUUGUGUAGCAAUCUUUUCACUGCCAUUAGCUUUCAAUCUUAUAACUUUGGCCUCUCUCAUGAGGUGUCAAGAUACACUGACUUGCUGGACAAGAACGGUUGAAGUGAGAAAAGGAACUUCAGAGAUGGGACCAUGGGUAAACCUUGCUCUUCUCUGCUGUAUUGCUUUAAAUAUUCUGUUAUAAACUAAAUGCAUAAUUUCAUUCUUCCAAUCCCUUAGUCUAGCCUCAUUUACACCUAUUACAUUCUCUUUCAUAGGCAUAUAAAUCUCCUUUUUAACAUUACCAGUCUUCACCCAACAAAAAAGGAAGAAAAAGAUAAAAGAAGGGAUAAAGUUGCUGCUUGAGAUAAGUUUUAUGAUGAUAAUAGAUGAUGGAGAGAAAACAUGAGAUAAGUGUUAUGAUGAUAAUAGAUGAUGGAGAGAAAAAAUUUACUUAACUCUUCUUCUGAUUCCAUUUUGUGUACCAAGAAGAAUUAUUUUCAAACUGUACAAUUUUGAAUAAAAAUAGCCAAAAGGAAAAACCCAAUAUAAGUUCAAAGAGAAAUCUCAUAAUAAGUGAGGAGGCAAUUAAAGAGCUUUCAAGAGAGCACUGAAUGAUAGUGUUGUUGACGUGGAACCCAUUGAAUGAUUGAUCCCAAAGAAUGGUAAUGAACAGAUUAUUGUCAUUUUGGAAAGAAGCUUCCAGUAGAGUGUCUGAGAGAUUCCUCUUUGAUCCUAUUUUGUUUAACAUUUUUUGUCAAUAACUCUUAUGAAGAAAUAGAUGAUAUGCUUUCCAAAUUUAUGAAUGACAUGAAUUUGGAAGGAUAACUAACAUAUUAAAUGACUGAUUUAUGAUUCAAAAAGUUAUUUAUAGGUUAGAAUGAUGGGUUAAGCUUAAUAACAUGUGAUUUAAUAAAAACAAUGAUAAAGUAUAUUUUAGAGGAAAAAAAGCAAUGGCUAAGAAUGAGGCAGAUGUGACUAGACAACAAAUUUAUGCAAAUAACAUUUGGAAUAUAAACUCAAUAUGCAGUCAAUGGUAUGAUAUGGCAGUACAAAAAUAUAAGGCAACUUUAAACUACUCAGAAUAAGGAAGACUACAUUCCCUUUAUAUUCUGUUGUGAUCAUACUAGAUCUUGGGCAAUAUUCAGUCCUGUCAGAUAUAUUUCAGGAAAAAGAUUAAUAAUCUGAACCUUAGUUACUUUAUUUGUAAAAUGGAAGAAUUGAAUCAGAUAACUUCUCAGGUUUUUUCCAGUCCCAAUUAUGCCAUUAUAUGAUUAUAUUAUGAUGGAAUAUAUCCAGAUGAAAACAGCCAUAAGAAAAGAUACCUGAAACUAAGCCUACAAUUAUCAAUUGAUAUAAUUAGGAAUAUUUAGACUACUUUCAAUAUGUGGAACUAAAGGGAUAGAGGAGAGUAAUAGUCAUCCUCAAGUAGUAUAAGGGUUAUUAUUUGAAAGAAUGAGAGAUGUUUUAUUUGAACACAGAAGGCAAAAUUAAGAGCAAUGAGUAGAAGUUGUAGAGAUUUUGUCUCAAAAUAAAUAAAAACUUUCUAACAAUGAGGACUGUCCAGAGUGAAACAGCCUGCCUCAAUAAUUAGUAUGUUCCCUGUGAAGUCAACACCCAGAGACUGGGUGACCAAAAGAUGUGUAUUGGAUCAUAAAACUUCUAGGAUUUUUCCAAUUCUGACAUUGUAUUCUGAAACAUCUGCUUCUUGCUAAAUUCCUUCCUUUGCAGCAGGAAAUUAGAUUGAGCCCUCAUCCUAAUAAAUAUUAAGUGAAAAUUAUUUUUAUUCUAAACUGGAUAGUUAUGCAGAGUUUUAGGAAAAGGGGAGAAUCUAUACCAAGCCAAUAAACCCUUUCCCCAAAAAAUUCUGUACUUGCCAAAAGAACAACUCUAAAAAAAUAGAGUUAUGUUUAAAAUUCUUAGGGAAAAGAGUAAGAAUCUGGAAAAAAGUCAGGAAGCUAGUUUCAUGUAAGCCAAGUAAAAUUUUGGAACCUCUUCUAUUGUCAUCAGUUGCCCUAAUUAGGACCAGAAUAGUUCAUAAUUUUAAAAAAAUUAUUCACUACCCUCCCCCCUCCCAGUGUACAAACAGGUAGGGGAAAAAUAGACUAGUCUUUUUUCUGGUCUUAAAUUGCUUAUGUGUACAUGGCAACAAUCUUCAACAGGAUUGGUAAACUCUGCAUAAAAGGUAUCCUAAAUAGACAAUGAUGAUACUGAUUGGUAUAAAUGCUAAAGUUAAAAAAAAAUCAGGCAAAAUCAUGUUACUAUUUGGGAAUCAUUGUGUUUUGAGGGCUUAAAUUGUUAUGACAACAAUAGAUUUACCAGCCAGAUUCAAAAUGUUACUGCCAAUGUAGGGAUUUGAUUGUUCCAAUAACUCAGUACAAUGUAUUCAAUUUAACCAUCCAAAGGAACUCAGUUCCAACAGUUUAUAGACUCAGAAUUCCCAAAUAUUGGAGGAUAUUACAGAAACAUGGUAAAGUUAUAAUCUGAGUGAAAAGGAUGAAGAAGAGGCAAGACGGAAGCCAAAAUCUAGAAAAUGGAAUAUUACUACUCCAAAAUUCAUUUGACUUCAUCCAAGAGAAAUUUGUUGAUUUAAAGUUUUAUCACUACAUUAUUUCAUUAAUUUAUAGGAACUAGACAAAAGUUUCAAAUAAUGUAAAUUCCUUGCUAUUUACUGAGCAUGAAAUAGUCUUUGGAAGGAUUAUUUUAUGUUCAAAGCAUGUUUUAUUACAGUUGUUUAUGUUGGAGUUUGGCUUUGAUAAUUAUAACAAUAACUCUCAAGAGCUGAAAGAAGAAGGAAUUUAUAUUCUUUUAAAAAGUUCAUUUAAUUAUAUCUAUAGACACCAAGUCUGUGUCAAACAGAAAUGCAGCUGUUGGAGUUUUCUAAAUUAAAUUAUUAUAAUUUAUGUAUCUAUUAAAAGUUAUUUCCCUUGCUGACUUUUUUUUCCUUUGGUGGUGGUAGUUCCUUUCUAUAUCUUUUUCUGUAUUUCAAUCUUUGACACCAAAAAUAUAUCUAAUAUACAUUUUAUUUGA
This is a messenger RNA of Antechinus flavipes (yellow-footed antechinus), 7186 nucleotides long. RefSeq names its product taxilin beta (gene TXLNB). The coding region runs from base 199 to 2223 and encodes 674 amino acids. The transcript has 10 exons. The record is from RefSeq and is a predicted model, not a curated record. Gene Ontology annotation, molecular function: syntaxin binding. NCBI's taxonomy places the organism in Eukaryota, Metazoa, Chordata, Mammalia, Dasyuromorphia, Dasyuridae.